GUUCGGUACUGGAGAAAGUGAUUGUGGGAUUCACGCAGAUAAUUGUUUUGGUCAGAAUAAGAAUAGAUACGUACUAGCCUACUUGUCAUGGCGUACGAUGAUUGGAUCACAUAGAAAUAUCAAAUACAUGAUGCAGUUACCAGGACAUACAAGGUGCUUGAUCGACGCGGGAUUUGGAACGAUAAAGAAGUUGUAUCGGCGUUCAAAUUGUGAUACUCUCCAACACGUGACGGAAGUAGUACUGAAGUCAGCACACAGUAAUGUUCCCGUUACUUAUGGUGAAUGGAUGUGGAAAGGCUGGAAGGUGUUCCUCGCAGACAGAUUCAAAAAAGUGCCGAACAUCUCAAAAUAUCACCACUUCCGUUUCACGUCACUCGAACCCGGUAUAGUUUACAUGAAGGUAGCUGCAGAUGAUACUUAUGAAAUACGAUUUGUAAUUUGUAAGACGAACUAUCUACAAAUGGAUAGAAAUGACUUUCCAUCUGUCAUACAUCCUGCAGGAUUAAGCCGGGAACGUCAGACGUACUUGUACCGUCACGUCAGACCACUUGUGAGACGCCCGUUCCAAGAUGUUCUUUGCCCAGUUCCCCCGUCAAGCGAUGGGCAGUGAUUAGUUAUACAAAUUUCUAUACACUAGUUCCUAAAGUAUCAAGUGACAAGGAUAUAUUUAAGCUGGUGUAUCUCAUGAUAAACUUACUAUUCUGUGUACAGUGGUGGUUUUGAGUAUUUACUGUUGUGCUUCUACGAUCACAGCGUUUUCGUAGUAACUGA
This is a messenger RNA of Ruditapes philippinarum (Manila clam), 771 nucleotides long. RefSeq lists its product as uncharacterized. The record is from RefSeq and is a predicted model, not a curated record. Bases 98 to 610 code for a protein of 170 amino acids. NCBI's taxonomy places the organism in Eukaryota, Metazoa, Mollusca, Bivalvia, Venerida, Veneridae. The transcript is spliced from 3 exons.